This is a messenger RNA of Melopsittacus undulatus (budgerigar), 3589 nucleotides long. It is a transcript of the gene PMM1, whose product is annotated as phosphomannomutase 1. The transcript is spliced from 8 exons. Gene Ontology annotation, cellular component: cytosol. Gene Ontology annotation, biological process: protein N-linked glycosylation; GDP-mannose biosynthetic process; mannose metabolic process. Bases 47 to 823 code for a protein of 258 amino acids. Lineage: Eukaryota; Metazoa; Chordata; Aves; Psittaciformes; Psittaculidae. The record is from RefSeq and is a predicted model, not a curated record. Gene Ontology annotation, molecular function: phosphomannomutase activity.
CAGCGCGGUCCCGCCUCCUGCUGCCAGAGGCCGGGUGGGCGGCGGGAUGGCGGCGGCAGCGGCGCGGGGCCGGGUGCUGUGCCUCUUCGAUGUGGACGGGACCCUGACACCGGCUCGGCAGAAAAUCGACCCGGAGGUGGACGCGUUCCUGCGGGAGCUGCGGCAGAGGGUGCACAUCGGUGUGGUGGGGGGCUCCGACUACGCCAAGAUAGCCGAGCAGCUGGGGGACGGCGAUGAAGUCAUUGAUAAGUUUGACUACGUCUUUGCAGAGAAUGGCACAGUGCAAUACAAGAAUGGGCAGCUGGUCUCCAAGCAGGCCAUCCAGGACCACCUGGGAGAAGAGCUGCUGCAGGAUCUGAUCAACUUCUGUCUUAACUAUAUGGCACUGCUGAAGCUGCCCAAGAAACGAGGAACCUUUAUUGAGUUUCGCAAUGGGAUGCUGAACAUCUCCCCCAUCGGACGCAGCUGCACCCCAGAGGAGCGAAUCGAGUUCUCCGAGCUGGACAAGAAAGAGCGGAUUCGGGAGAAGUUUGUGGCAGCCUUACAGAGGGAGUUUGCUGGCAAAGGCCUGCGUUUCUCUCGAGGUGGCAUGAUCAGCUUUGACGUCUUCCCGGAGGGCUGGGACAAGCGCUACUGCCUCAACGUGCUCGAUGACGAGAGAUUUGACACCAUCCACUUCUUUGGGAACGAGACAACUCCUGGGGGGAACGACUAUGAGAUCUACGAUGAUCCCCGCACGGUGGGACACAGCGUCCAGAACCCGCAGGACACAGUCCAGCGAUGCCGCGAGAUCUUCUUUCCGGAGAGAGCAAACGAAUGCUGACUGCACAGGUCCCACAGCCCUGCCCCAGCCCUGCCCUCUCCCCAAUCAGGAAAAGCACCUUCACUUGAGGGAUCUGCUCAGGGUGACUGGAAUCCCCACUGUGCAAAGCUGGUCAGGAUGUUAAGGCAUGAGCGCAGGUGGGUGAGCAGGAGGGGGCUUUGCUGAGCUGCCCUUUGGCACUCCCCAUCUGCAGCUGGGGGUCAUAGGACCAGACCCUCCUUGCCUCCAGAAAAACUUCUCUCUUGACAGUUUGGGCUGGGUAGGCAGCAAUGCAGAUGCUUUCUUGAUCAGAAAGCAUUGAAAGGGCCAGUCACAAGAGUGUGUGACCAUCCUGUGCUUCCUCACCUCUUCUUUUUUCUCUGUUUCUCUUAACACUUCUGCAUGAGGGAGCAUGUGUCUCAUCUUUCUCUCCCCUUUGCACCUUGGCUGGGGAGGCUGGGGCUGCUGAGGCCCCAGGCACUCUCCCUGGAGCUGCUCCAAGGCAAGAGGCCAAGAAGGCUGUUUGCUCCAAGUAGGAAGGGGUAGCUGUGAUCCCAGAUGGUUGCAGCACUGGGCAUCCUGACACAGGGGGUCACCAUGUCCUUCCCCUUAAUGCCAUGCCAUGCUAGUCACUACAGGUGACCUGGGAAUUACAGUUUUAAGAUGACUGACUGGGCUUCUGCUCUGAGCUUUGCUCAGGUACAUGAAGAAACUAAUUCUCUCUUUAGCCCUCAAAAAAAACCCAGGAUGUAUUUCCUGUGUUCUCAAAUGAGACCUUGUCUGGUGUGACUGGAGGAUGCCAGGCAUCUGAUGUGUGCAGGGCACUCUGUGGAGCAGUUGUGGGCGGAAGGCUUCCUGGUCCUCUGCCCACUGCCAUGUCCAUUAGGUGUCACAAGUGUGUCAAUGUAAAACCUCACCCAGAGCAUUCAUAAAAGACCAGGUCACCUUCCUUCCCAGUGCUCAGCUUUCCAUCCUGCUGCCAGAGGCAUUCUCAGAGAGGGCCAACACAGGCCAGACCUGGUUCGUAGUGCCAAUGGAGGUACCCCCUCAACAGUGCCCUCCAAGCUUGCUUUUCUACCCCAUCUCGUCCCACACACUCAGUUUACAUGGUCACCUUUAGGAGGCAGGAUCUCCAGUACUGUCAUGUGUCCUGCUGCUCUCUUCAGGGUCUUCAUGCGUUGCAAAACCACAUCUGUCCUUCAGCCCUUGACCUCAUGUUGCCCCUUUGCUCCUGGCAGCUGUGCUGGGACACGUGGCUGCACCGAUGACACUAGUCACAACUUGGUACUCCAGAGAAGCUCAGGGAUCCCCUCCAGGGAGAUGUCCACUUACAGCUACCCAGGGCACACCUACCUGGGGUUUGUGGACUUGGAAGAUAGUGAAUGUUCCUGCAACCCGCCCCUUUGCUCCCCAUGAGCCUUUCUCACCACAUCCCUGCUGCUAUGGCACUGUCCUGUCUCUUGGUCCUGUUUUCUCUCCCCUUUGUCUGCUGUUCCUGCUGUCCUUGCCAUUGCUCUUCAUCUCCCACCUAAUAGAUGGACUGCAGAGAGAAGUUUCUCAGCUGGCUGCCACCACUGUAACCAAGGGACUGCAUGCAUCAGGUGAGGUAUGUUGGUACUUGUAGACCUAGGGCAGGGCUCCUAUGUGGCCAUGGGCAGAGUCCUGAGUGGUCCUUGGCGCUGCUGCCUGGCUGCAGAAGCAGGGGUGCUGCCCCUCCCCCUGACUGCACCUCUUAACUCUACAACACAUCAGGUCUGUGAUGCAUCCCAUGUGCAUGAGCACAAGGGUCUGCCCAGCAUCCAGAAAUCCCCAGCAGAUACACAAACUCCUCUUUCUACCCAGAGGUUGUUGCUUGGCAGAUGAGGACUUGUUGGAGAAACCUGAAUGCAGGCUGCACUUUUCACAGGCCACUGGUUUUGGCACUGAAACCUUCAUGGAGGAAUCGUGUGUUUUGUGGUUCCUCCUUCUCUGUUCACUGUGGAUCAGGUGAUGUGUGUGGUUUGGGGGGGGGGGGUUAAUUUUCCUGUAAGUCUAUUCAAAGCCAGCAGGAGCUCCUGUGAGUUCAGUGGUGAGUGAAGAGCAGCCCUGAAGUCACAAGACACUGUGGUGGCCUUGGGGGCUGAGAUGACUUGCACAUUUGAAGGGAAGGACAGGCUCUGUCCAAGGCUGCUCCUGGUGGCAGUGCGUCCCUUGCUCAGGGUGGGAGGGGUUGCAGGGCAAGCAGAGCAGAGGCCGGUUGACCUCCGAGGCACCUGCCAUCACUGUCUGCUCAAGAGCUCACUUGUGCAUAGGUGGGAUGAAGCCCUGCAGCCUUCCCUGUUCCUGUCUCUGGCUUCCACCAAGCCCGGGACAGCUGAGGGCACCUCGCAGCAGGAGACACUGUCCUGCUGGAGGGGUGAGGAUGACACCAGAAGCAGCUGGGGCAGCACCUCAGGGUCACAGCAUGGCUGAGGCUGAAGGGGCCUCAUCUGCUCCCACCGUUCUGCUCGAGCAGGGCUGCCGAGAGUGCCGGCUGCCUGCUCUGUGUUCUUGCAAGCAGGGAUGAGGCACAGCGCUCAGGUGAGAGCCCUGUGCCUCUCCCCAAGAUCCCUUUGCCAUGAUGUUCCUCACCUGGUGGGUGCCUGUGGUGUGAACUGGGGGUUCUCCUGUGUAUGUGUGAGUGAGAGGAUGUGGUGGGCCCUGUGUUGGGAAGUGGCUCCGUAUCUGUGUGAGAUGGGAAGCUCCUGUCUGGCAAAUACCAACUGUUAAAUAAGAAAUAUAUUUAAAUACAGAUAUAUUAAAACAAAA